AUGCCCACAUCCAUCUCCCCUUCUCCUGUCGUCACGACCGGACAAGCGCCUCUCCAGCCGUCGCCCAGCCCUCCUCCAUUCGACCUUAAAGCCCUGCACAAUCCCGAGCACAGCACUGUAGUUCUCGCCCUUGAUGGCGACCUCAAAGACGAACAACAACAGCAACAAACCAGUGCUCUUGCAGCCAUGAAGAAGCUCCAACGCGCUUGUCUCUGCUCCUUCCUCUUCAUGUGCGUGCAACUUGCUGGUGGGUACUACACCGACAGUCUCGCCAUUCUCUCCGACGCUGCCCACGUCCUGUCCGACGUGGCGAGUUUCCUCGUCUCGCUCUUUGCCCUGUACUUGGGGCAAUUACCACCGUCGGCGACGAUGCCAUUUGGCUACCAUCGAGCAGAAGUGAUUGGCGCGCUCUUGAGCGUGCUUCUCAUCUGGGUGCUGGCCAUUGGACUCUUGUGGACAGCCAUGCAGAGAGUGUACGACCAGGGGCGAGGAGGCGAGGAAGUCCACGCGGACGUGGUCGUGGAUGGCAAGACCAUGUUUGUUGUAGCCAUGUGUGGACUAGGGAUCAACCUCCUGUUGAUGAAGAUCUUGGGUCACGGUCACGGUCAUGGCCACGGCCAUAGUCACGAUAAACAGGACGGAGGUCAUUGCCAUGGACAGGAUGGACGUCAUUGCCAUGGACAGGAUGGACGUCACUGCCCUGAUGACAAGAGCGGGACGACGUCAAGUGCUCAGGAUCUCGUACGGACGCCCAUGUCGGCCAUGGCUUUGAUUGAUGGUGUGGAGAUGGAGCCCUUGGCAGCUGACGUGGAGAAGCUGGCACUGAAAUCGUCGGUGUUUGAGAACAUCAAUGUCCGGGCCGCGUACAUCCACGCUCUUGGGGAUUUCGUCCAGAGCUUGGGCGUGUGUCUCGCUGGCGGCUUGAUCUGGUACAACCCGUCGUGGCAAAUGGCAGACCCGAUCACGACCAUCCUGUUCUCGUUCCUCGUGCUGGCUACGACCAUUGGCGUGCUAACGCGCAGUGUCCACAUUCUGAUGGAAGGUGCACCGCCAGCACUGGAUCUGCGUAUCGUGGAGAAGCGCAUUCGAGCGCUGGCAUCGGUGUACGACGUGCAUGAUCUGCAUGUGUGGAUGCUCACGGAAGGGCAUUACGCAGCGAGUGUGCACAUUCUACCGAACGGGGAGCCUCGUAUAGCUCUUCGAGCAACUCAGCGCGUACUGGCAUCACUCGGCGUGCGUCAGCAAACUGUGCAGGUUGAAGACCCGACCGAUCGAGACUGGACUGAAGACUUGUACUGCAACUGGACGUCGCACUCGAACGUUGCGAUCGAGGCCGAGAGCAAGAUGUCCGUGCCGCGUGCUGGUACCAAGAAGGCGGCGCUCGAGCCAUUGCCUGGAUCAACAACUUUCGCCUAA
Peronospora matthiolae is the source of this 1416-nucleotide messenger RNA. Lineage: Eukaryota; Oomycota; Peronosporomycetes; Peronosporales; Peronosporaceae. The record is from the annotation of a GenBank genome assembly.